Rana temporaria (common frog) is the source of this 906-nucleotide messenger RNA. Its product is annotated as taste receptor type 2 member 40-like. The record is from RefSeq and is a predicted model, not a curated record. Gene Ontology annotation, cellular component: membrane. Gene Ontology annotation, biological process: G protein-coupled receptor signaling pathway; detection of chemical stimulus involved in sensory perception of bitter taste; sensory perception of taste. Lineage: Eukaryota; Metazoa; Chordata; Amphibia; Anura; Ranidae. Bases 1 to 906 code for a protein of 301 amino acids. Gene Ontology annotation, molecular function: G protein-coupled receptor activity; bitter taste receptor activity. The transcript has a single exon.
AUGUUGGAGACCAAAAUUGUAAUCAUGAUGCUUUUUGACAGCAUUGCCAUGUUUGUUGGAGGUUUUGGCAACAUGAUUAUUUUAAUUAACUGUGUGUUACAAGCGAUGAGAGAAGGACUUUCUCCAUUUAUCCUAAUAGCGUUCACAAUGUGCCUAAAUAACAGUUUGCUAAUAUGUUUUCAGGUUUUAAUGUCCAUUUCUGCAUAUCUUCAGCCAAUGUCUGCACUCUUUCAUGGAGUAUUGAUGGCAUUUUUGUGCUACAGUCUUUGGUCAUCCUCCUGGUUGUCCUUGUACUAUCAGUUUAAGAUAGUGCCCUCUUCAUCAACAGUAAAUGCCUGGGUGAUACGUAACUUUAAUGUCUUAAUACCUUGCUUCAUGUUGUCUUCAAGGGUGAUCUUUGUGGUUGUUGGUUUCUCUUCGAUGUUCAAUGAAGCUUAUAAUUUUUCCACAAACUCUUUUAAUAUUUCCACUGUUUUAAGAAAUCAGACAACCAAUCAUCUCUCUUCGCAGGUUCUGCUGUAUUGCACAUUUGCAACACUGUCAAUUCUGAUAACCUUUAUGUCAGUGAUGAAAAUUCUAACCUCUCUUAGAAGACAUGUACGCAACAUGACAAAGAAUUCAGAAGUGACCACUAGCUUCAAAGCUCACUACACAGCUGCCAAGUCCAUCAUAACACUCCUAGUGUUUAACUUGUUCUUGUUUCUGUCCCAAGUUGUUGGUUACCUGAGAGGAGAUUUGUCUUGGAUAUCUACCUUGAAAAGUAUUGCACUCUCUGUACUAUUAACCGUGUGUCCAUAUAUAUUGAUUGCAGGCAACAAAAAGCUAAGGACUGAAGUAAAGAAAUCUUCUGAACAUGUUAUGCAUAUGUUGGGCAUCAACAGCCUUUUAGCUAAAUGUUCUGCUUAG